Symbiodinium sp. CCMP2592 is the source of this 1200-nucleotide messenger RNA. Lineage: Eukaryota; Dinophyceae; Suessiales; Symbiodiniaceae. The record is from the annotation of a GenBank genome assembly.
AUGAACCCGAUACAGCCAAUACAAUUCCAGAACUUCCAGGUGCAGCUGCAUCCGCCAUGCACUGUGAAGAACACGUUCCUGAACGUACCCGAGGAGAGUGUCUCCAGCGAUGAAGAGCUUUACACUCCCUUCGAAAGGUGCAACAUGUCAGCGCCUCCAGUUCUCCAGGAUCCGGCAUAUGUCCAGCCGGAGAGCACAGCGGCUUGCAACUACUACAUGCGCCUGCCCGGCCCAUGCCCGUCAAUCUUGCAGCUUUCCUUCCCUGACGGCCUCAGUGAAGGUGACCAACAUCGGUUCAGGAUUCAGGAGCAAGGCGGCAAAGUUGUACAACAGGAGAAGAAACAAUCCAAGAAUGUUUCGUCGUCGUCUUCACAGGACGAGCCAGAGCCACAACCUGGAGUUCAGCCGAUGAAAAGCGCUGGGAGUGUUGGACAUCCUGACACUUGCAAGGAGUGCACCUUCUAUUUCUUCAGUGCUGCGGGUUGCCGCAACGGAGCCGACUGCACCUUCUGCCACGAGUUUCAUCCAAGGAAGAACAACAAGAAGAAUAGGCGCAUCAUGCGAACAUUGCAGACACGUGAGCAUCACGACACUUCACAAGAUGGCAAGGAGGUCACAGAGGACAAGCCUGAGCACGAGGGCCAAAGCACACCAAGCAGUGAAUGUCAAAGCUUGCCAACCGCGGAGAAGAUCGAAAAGGUGAAGGUCCAAGAGAAGAGUGUCCAGGAAAUUUCGAGCGAAGGUGAAGUGCCCGCUGUCAUGAGUUCGGGCGGUGACGGCAUGCUGCGGGUGAGCUAUGAGAAGGCCACAUCGGCCGGGACUUCGGACAGUAGCGGGCCUGUUGCCUUGACGCUCAUUGCGGGAGUUCGCACUCACCUGCGCCCGCAGCUUCACUACGCCAGUGCAGAGGGACAGCGCUGCUUGGAACCUACCCUGGCUUUUGUGGUGCAGCCGCCGCUUCCUGCAGGCUUGAGCAUGGACGCGAAGACCGGCAGUAUUAGCGGCAUUCCGGAGUCCUCCCAGAAGGCAGGUGUGCAUGUCGUCACAGUCAAAGUUCCUGCGCAGGGCUAUGGUGGCAUUGCACUUGGAGACGUUCCUCUGGCGAGCUGCAAGCUAUUCCUGACGGUCCGACCGCUACAAAACUUCAUACUCACCGGGACGGAUUCGACAGAGGUUUCGCUCAGCGCGUCCGAUCCCUAG